This is a messenger RNA of Anoplopoma fimbria (sablefish), 1621 nucleotides long. It is a transcript of the gene tmod4, whose product is annotated as tropomodulin 4 (muscle). Gene Ontology annotation, molecular function: tropomyosin binding. Gene Ontology annotation, biological process: pointed-end actin filament capping; muscle contraction; myofibril assembly. The record is from RefSeq and is a predicted model, not a curated record. The coding region runs from base 202 to 1224 and encodes 340 amino acids. Gene Ontology annotation, cellular component: striated muscle thin filament; myofibril. Lineage: Eukaryota; Metazoa; Chordata; Actinopteri; Perciformes; Anoplopomatidae. The transcript is spliced from 10 exons.
AGAGAGAGGGAGAGAGGGAGAGAGGGAGGAGGGGGGAGAAGAAGAAAAAAAAGAAGCAACUUUCUCUGGUUUCUAACUGCAGGCUCUGCCUUGCCGAGGGGCUUCAUCACUGCGCUUCUGUGAAGUGCCCUCUCGCCCAGGGGUGUGCAGCGGUGUGUAUGAGAGAGUGUGUGUGUAUGUGAGCCAGAACCCUAAGGAGCCAUGUCGGACCCCCGGGACAUCGACGAGGAUGCCAUCCUCAAGGGCCUCAGCGCCGCGGAGCUGGACCAGCUGGAGAAUGAGCUGCAGGAGAUGGACCCCGAGAAUGCCAUGCUGCCUGCCGGCUACCGGCAGCGUGACCAGACGAAGAAGGGCCCAACGGGGGCGUUUGACCGCGACGCCCUGCAGCAGCACUUGGAGAAGGAAGCCCUGGAGCACGAGGACAGGGACGACCUGGUGCCCUUCACUCAGGAGAAGAAAGGAAAGACCUUCGUGCCAAAGAAACCAGCGGAGAUCCCUGAACACGAGCAGGUGAUGCUGGAGCCGGAGCUGGAGGAGGCUCUGAAAAAUGCCAGUGACGCAGAGAUGUGUGACAUUGCGGCUAUCCUUGGAAUGUACACGCUGAUGAGCAACAAGCAGUACUACGACGCUCUGGGCACCACAGGAACCAUCGCCAACACAGAGGGCAUCAACAGUGUAGUGAAAGCAGAUCCAUUCAAAAUCUUCCCCGAUGAGAUGCCCAACCCCACCAACGUGGAGGAAACCCUGGAGAGAAUCCACAACAACGACAGCGGCCUGAUAGAAGUCAACCUCAACAACAUCAAGGACAUUCCCAUCCCAACACUGAAAGAGAUCUUCGAGGCGAUGAAGGGAAACUCUCACGUGGAGUUUCUGAGCAUCGCGGCGACACGCAGCAACGACCCCGUGGCCUACGCAUGUGCCGAGAUGCUCCAGGAGAACACCAGCUUGCAGAGUCUUAACGUCGAGUCCAACUUCAUCACUUCGGACGGCAUGAUGGCGAUCAUCAAAGCCAUGGCCAGCAACGCCACACUGGUGGAGCUCAAGAUCGACAACCAGAGGCAGAAGCUGGGAGACUCAGUUGAGAUGGAGAUCGCCUCCAUGUUGGAGAACAACUCCAGCAUCCUCAAGUUCGGCUACCACUUCACCCAGCAGGGUCCCCGCGCCAGGGCUGCCAUGGCGAUCACACGAAACAACGACAUGAUUCGCCAGCAGAGAUUAAGAUGAAAGCAGCGAGGAGCAAACAGAACAGACGCUUCGGCCCCGUGGAGCCUACAGACAGACCGCUCCAGCGCCGGAGAUGAAACCAAAUCCUCCCAAAUUAACCCGGGUCGUCGUCGUGCGCGGUGCGACCCAGCUAACACCCGUGUACAACCAUUUCAUUUCAUUUACCGCGGCCAGCUUCUUCUUGUAGACUGCUGAAAUUCAUCAUAAAGGCAUGUAUAGGUCACAAGCAAAAUGUGAGGUGUCUCUUUUUUUUUUGUGCUUUUAUCGUCAUCCUCGUCAUCAUCAUCCCAAAAAAAACCCAAGUCUUUUCAUUCAUGAAAAACAUUUUCAAUGUGGUGCUAUCUGUGGGAAGAAAAACAAACUGUAAAUACUUUAAAUAAAAAUAUAUAUUCAAGUA